This is a messenger RNA of Panicum hallii, 643 nucleotides long. Its product is annotated as ena/VASP-like protein. The record is from RefSeq and is a predicted model, not a curated record. Bases 46 to 474 code for a protein of 142 amino acids. Lineage: Eukaryota; Viridiplantae; Streptophyta; Magnoliopsida; Poales; Poaceae. The transcript has a single exon.
CGUUCCCACAAGUAACAAACCACGCUCGAUCAUCUCGCGCACCGCAUGGUGAGGAGGUCUCCGCUUCGCGCAGCGAUGGUGGCCGGAAGAGGGACGCUGUGGCUGGCGCUGCUGGUGGUCGCGGUCGUGUCGGCGUCCUCCAGCGGCGAGGCCGCGAGCGGCCAGCCGGCGGCGCCGACAGGGCCGGACACGAACGUGCUGUGCGUGAGCAAGUGCGGGACGUGCCCGACGGUGUGCUCGUCACCCCCGCCGCCGCCCUCGCCGUCGGACGCGGGGGACACCACCACGCCGCCGACGCCGAAGAGCAGCGGCAGCGGCGGGUCCUCGCCGCCGCCGGGACAGAGCAAGGGCGGGCGGCCCAGCAACUACUACUACUUCUUCACCGCCGCGGGGAGCCGGAGCAGCUGCGCCGGGGCGAGCGUCUACGCGCUGGUGUUCCUUGCCUUGGUUUCCGCGGUCGCUAGCUUGCAGUGAGUGAUGUGCGGCUUCCGGGCGGGUGUUCUCCUCCCCGGCGGUCACCGUACAUCCAGCAGCUGUUGCAAGUUCGGCUCGCCUGUGUAUUUCGUCAGCGACUUGGGUUUUUUUCCAGCGAUGUGUACGAGCAGCUUGGUUUCCUUGUGUAGUUUGUGUUUGAUCGUGAUCA